AUGAGCACUUUCCUCCAAACUGGAAAAAAGGUGAGCGAACCAAGAGCGAACUUUUACGAGUCCGUUAGGAGUCGUUUCUAUGCGUGUAAAACAUGGGGCCCUGGGUGCGAGCGCGAGCGCACCGGAGGCCGAAACUACGUCGCACAUGCCAACGAGCUUAACAACGCAGUUCCCAAAGCACCUUUCUUCUUCCUCAAGCCCACUUCAAGCUAUCUGCCCUCGGGAGGGAAGGUCGAAAUACCACAAGGAGUUGUUGCACAUCACGAAGGCAAGUCCAAUUAUGCUCUUCAUUCAGUUCAUUGA
Messenger RNA from Coprinopsis cinerea okayama7#130, 303 nucleotides. Its product is annotated as fumarylacetoacetate hydrolase. The coding region runs from base 1 to 303 and encodes 100 amino acids. The record is from RefSeq and is a predicted model, not a curated record. Gene Ontology annotation, molecular function: acetylpyruvate hydrolase activity. The transcript is spliced from 3 exons. Gene Ontology annotation, cellular component: mitochondrion. NCBI's taxonomy places the organism in Eukaryota, Fungi, Basidiomycota, Agaricomycetes, Agaricales, Psathyrellaceae.